Molecule: messenger RNA, 1985 nt
Organism: Anopheles bellator
Lineage: Eukaryota; Metazoa; Arthropoda; Insecta; Diptera; Culicidae
Product: zinc finger protein draculin-like
Exons: 5
Coding region: 60-1457 (465 amino acids)
Biological process (GO): regulation of transcription by RNA polymerase II
Cellular component (GO): nucleus; chromosome
Molecular function (GO): zinc ion binding; chromatin insulator sequence binding
Source: RefSeq, a predicted model, not a curated record
UUUCCGAAGUUAAAUCGGUUGUUGCCCUUGCGAAACAACGGCCGGAGGUGGCCAGCAGAAUGGCGGACAGCACGUCGGAGUGCCGAGUCUGUUUCCUGGUGAACGAGCCCACGUAUCUGGAUAUUUUCGCGAAGGAGAACGGCCAUAAAAAUAUUGCCUCGCUUAUUGCAAAACAUCUGUGGUUCGAGGUAGCGCCGACGGCAGAUCCUCAGCUGAUUUGUUUCCGGUGCUGGUCGGCACUGGACGAGUUCAAUGAUUUCUACAACAACAUCGAGGAGUGUCGCCGAAUGCGAACCGAGGAACCAGUGCACCAUGACGACACCAAACGUUCGACGGAAUUCUCUGCGUGCUACGCCGAGGCAACCGAGUACAAAACAGAGUUUCUCGAAAUCAAAGGUGAACCGGUGGAAGAUGACGAUGAUGAUGAGGACGAAAAGUCGUACGCCUUGAGCGACGGUUACCUGGGAAAUUCGACCGAGCCGCCGCACGCGGUGAAAUCGGAAGCGGCCGAGGAAGGAGAAGAUGCGUCCUGCUCCACGCCGCACUGGAAAGCGGCCCGGCGUAGGCACCGGGAGCAAUCCAAACUGGUGCGGGCCAAACGGAAGGUACCGAGCAGCGUGCAGAAAAUAGAAGAUGCGGAACUGUUGGAAUUUUAUAAGCGCAUCGUUUGCGAGAUGUGCGACAACCAGCGCAUGAUGGUCGGUGAACCAUUAAUAGACUACGGGUCGUGGACGGCGUUGCUGCGGCACUCGAAGGUAGUUCACGGCCACUACAAGAUCUACGUCCAGUGUCCGGUGUGUGAGAUGAAGCUGCGCACGAAGGUGACCCUGUGGCAGCACAUGGAUAUGCACAAGAAUCCGGAGAAAUAUCGGUGCGAAGUGUGCGCCGAAAUCCACCAGAACAUGAAGGAGCACAUGCAGAACAAGCACGAGGAGCGUCAGUAUAGUUGCGAUCUGUGCGGGAGCAAGUUCCCGUUCAAGAAGCGCCUGGUGGUGCACAUGAAGAAGAUGCAUGCCGAGAAGGACGUUACGUGCGAUCAGUGCCAGAAGUCCUUCACCAAGUACACGAUUGAGGACCACAAGCGGUCGGUACACACGGCACGGUUCGUGUGUGAGCACUGCCCGAAAACGUUCAAAAUUCGCUUUAGGCUGCUGAAGCACAUGCAGGAGCACGACAAAAGCCUGCGGGUGGCGACGUGCGUGCCGUGUCACAUCUGCGAUCAGGUGAUGGGCGACAAGUACAUCCUGCGGCAACACAUCAAGCACAUGCACGCCGAACAGCAGUCGGUCAACUGUGAUACCUGUGGCAAGACGUUCAAAAACAAGCGCAACCUGUCGGUGCAUCUGGCCAACGUGUGCAUGAAACUGGCCAGUCUGCACACGUGCAGCAUUUGCGACAAACAGUUUCGCCACCUAAACAAACUGAAGGACCAUAUGGCGUCGUGUACACCCAACUGAAACCGAGGCGUUUUCCUGUGCAAUUGUAGCGGGUAUCGAUUGAUGCUCCCCGGCAACACAACCGCUUGUGGUUGCUACGGUUACGGCGAGAGUCGACGGGAGUUUAUCAGUUUUUUAGUCAGUCAUUUUCAAUCAACCAGCCAGCAUAGCAGGCUGCUGCAGUCGGGCGUUUUUAAGUAUUUCCCUUUCUGCAUGUGCGGGCCACAUACUUUCGAUUAACAUUCCCUCACGCAUAGAACUCGCUGUAACCAGCACCGUUGUACAUACAGUAGGCUCAUAAUACUGUUCAUAGUAGCUAGUAGUAGGGGAGAGGAACAGAGUUCAAUAGUGACGUAAGGCUGGCUGGACUAUGGGCGUGUGCAAAGUCGGCCGAGGAAUGACUGCCAAUCGGGCACUGCUCGUGGUCGUGACGAUCAUCAUGUGAUUCAAAAAGAACGGAAAGUCAUGCUUUUCCGUGCCCAGCGUUGCUGGACAAUGUCAGGAAAUGAUUUCUUCUGCCGGAAAAUGGUGUAACUAUGUAUAUAAAAG